Molecule: messenger RNA, 785 nt
Organism: Mustela lutreola (European mink)
Lineage: Eukaryota; Metazoa; Chordata; Mammalia; Carnivora; Mustelidae
Gene: ATP5MC3
Product: ATP synthase membrane subunit c locus 3
Exons: 5
Coding region: 215-640 (141 amino acids)
Biological process (GO): proton motive force-driven ATP synthesis; proton transmembrane transport
Molecular function (GO): proton transmembrane transporter activity
Source: RefSeq, a predicted model, not a curated record
AGCGUCUUCCCUACGGCCCCCUUUUCCCCGCCUUCUCCAUCCGGGUGCCGCCGCGCGAAUAAGAGGCGGAACGCGCCUGCGCGCCCAGCGCCACUCCUUCGACCUCUGCCGCCGUCGUUGCCGCCGCCACCUCCCGGGAAGAAGGGAAGCGGGAGAGGAGCCCACGUCGGCCGUCACCCAGGUCUUCCAGCCGCGCCGCCCCGAAGAGUGUAAGAUGUUCACCUGCGCCAAGCUCGCCUGCACCCCUGCUCUGAUCCGAGCUGGAUCCAGAGUUGCAUACAGACCAAUUUCUGCAUCAGUGUUAUCUCGACCAGAGGCUAGGACUGGAGAGGGCUCUACGGUAUUUAAUGGAGCCCAGAAUGGUGUGUCUCAACUAAUCCAGAGGGAGUUUCAGACCAGUGCAAUAAGCAGAGACAUUGAUACUGCUGCCAAAUUUAUUGGUGCAGGUGCUGCAACAGUGGGAGUGGCUGGUUCUGGUGCUGGUAUUGGAACAGUCUUUGGCAGCCUUAUCAUUGGUUAUGCCAGAAACCCUUCGCUGAAGCAGCAGCUGUUCUCAUAUGCUAUCCUGGGAUUUGCCUUGUCUGAAGCUAUGGGUCUCUUUUGUUUGAUGGUUGCUUUCUUGAUUUUGUUUGCCAUGUAACAGAAAUUACUGCUUGAAAUGUUGGCAUUCAUAUUAAUUACGGAUAUAAUUCUGUGUAUCUUACUGUGACUCCGAAAACUGUAGUACUGGUGUCAUGGAAAUGUACAUUAUUUCCAAGGUCAUUUCAUUAAAGAUGAAAACUUUA